CACCUCCUGAAACGCAAAGGCAAUUUAACAUAUAAAAAGGAGAUUAAGGGUGUGUGUGUGAGGAAUUGUGAAAGUCAUAUUAUAGCUGGGAUUUUAUGAAACCUUGCCUUUCUAUGGAGCUUUGAUAUAAAGAUCGCUAUCUGGAAUUAUUGGGAACCACUAAUGAGGGCUGGAUAUCCAAUGAGGGGCUGCCAAAAAGGGGAUUUAUGGACAUAAUUGAUUUCCAAGAUGUCAUAAAGAUACACGAGUCCACUUACUCAUGGAGACCUGCCUUGAUGCUCUUGCUUUAUUCACCUCUAGAUUACAGGGUGUGUUUCUGGGCAGCCCCAAAUAUGGCAAAGCUCAUGGCAAAUCUGUCAACAACACUGUGCUGAUGAAAAUACUAAAUUGCUUUCCACCUUCACGCCCAAGCUGUUCCAGCCCACCUCCAGCAGCAGAUAAAAAGGAAUGCCUGGAGCUGUUGGAGCCAGAGAAGACUCUGCAGACUUCUGCUUGCCCUCAUCAACUUCUCUGGUCUUUCUGCUCUUCUGGAUUUUGACUCUGCUUGGGAAAAACCAGCCAUGUCUCGUCAGUCUGUCUGCAGGAGCUUUGCAGUCGGGGGGAGAAAGGGAUUCAGCUCCUGCUCUGCUGUUGGUGGCGGAUUUGGAGGCGGUGGCGGCCGGAGCAAGAUCAGCUACAGCUCGUACUCCUCAUCCCGGGGAGGAGGCGGAGGAGGACACUGUGGGGGGUUCAGCAGCCGGAGCCUCCAUAACAUGGGGGGCAGCAGAGGGAUCGCCAUAGGUGGAUGCAUAGGCGGUGGAUACGGUGGCGGUGGAUACGGUGGCGGUGGAUACGGUGGCAGGAUGGGCGGCCUUGGUGGAGGAAUGAGCUGUGGAGGAAUGGGUGGUGGUGGAAUGGGAAUGGGUGGCUUUGGUGGUGGAAUGGGUGGUGGGGGAGGAAUGGGUGGCUUUGGUGGUGGAAUGGGCAGUGGGGGAAUGGGUGGAAUGGGCGGCUUUGGUGGUCCCGGUUUCCCUGGGGGCAUCCAGCCGGUGCAAGUCGACCCCAGUCUCCUGCGUCCGAUCCACGUUGAGAUUGACCCCCAGAUCCAGCAAGUCAAAACCCAGGAGAAGGAUCAGAUCAAGACCCUGAACAACCAGUUUGCCUCCUUCAUUGACAAGGUGAGAGUUUAGGACUAGGUUUUUUUGGAGGUGGUAUGUCAAACAACUUUCUUGGGACGUGGAAUGGGAAUUUUUUUACUUACCAACUG
Messenger RNA from Catharus ustulatus (Swainson's thrush), 1246 nucleotides. RefSeq names its product acanthoscurrin-2-like. Gene Ontology annotation, biological process: keratinization; intermediate filament organization. Gene Ontology annotation, molecular function: structural constituent of skin epidermis. Gene Ontology annotation, cellular component: keratin filament. The transcript has a single exon. The record is from RefSeq and is a predicted model, not a curated record. Bases 561 to 1169 code for a protein of 202 amino acids. Lineage: Eukaryota; Metazoa; Chordata; Aves; Passeriformes; Turdidae.